Prorocentrum cordatum is the source of this 680-nucleotide messenger RNA. NCBI's taxonomy places the organism in Eukaryota, Dinophyceae, Prorocentrales, Prorocentraceae. The record is from the annotation of a GenBank genome assembly.
CGGGGACAGCCUUUGAAGGCCAGACGCAGCUCCAGGGUGCCCGGCUCGAUCUAGGCCAGGUCGGCGCGCAAAUUGCCCCCAUGAAAGUCAUUUGCCGUCUCGCGAGGCGGUCGUCGAGCUUCAGCUGCCCGACCAUGGCGAGCCCCUUUCCACUGAUUCUCGGUAGCGGAGACUCUUUUAGCAUGCCAGCAGGUUUGCAUGCUCCUCUCUCAUAUACUCCUCGCCUCUUCGAAUGAUUCCCGGCAGCGUAGAUUCUUCAGCGUGUCAACAGGUUUGCGGCUUGCUACUCCCGCCUGGACUCAUGCUGACAUCUUGGGUUGCUGGCUGUUCAGUUGCGGAGAUUUUCCAGCGGGCCGCUCUGUAUGCUCCUCGCGCCCAGGCGUGGCAGUUUGCUGGACUGUCUUGCUGGUUGGAUCCGCUUGCGGACAUCCCAGCAUUUUAUAUUCAGAUGCCCUUCGCUCCUAAUUCUUCAUGCGGCCUCCUCUCUCACAUGCUCCCUGGUUUUUCUUAUGAUUCUCGGCAGCGGAUAUUCUUCAGCGUGUCAGCAGUUUUGGGCGUGUUAGGCUGACAAGCUGGAUUGCUGAUGGUUCAGGUUCGGAGAUUCUGAAGCUGGCCAUUAGGUGUGCUACUCGCACACGCGCGUGUGCUUGCUGGACAGUCUUGCAGGUGUUGCGAAACAA